CGCUAAAUUCCAUUCGUUUUUAUGCUUUCUCUAUCAUCCGGUGCCAGUCUAAAGCUCACAGCAAAAACCCUAAUUUCCUAUACACUUUCGAUACGCCGUUCCGUUUUAUCUCUCUCCUCAACGGCAGCCAUGUCUCAGCAACCGGAUACGAAGCCUUUGACCGAGGAAGAGCUCGAACGAAAGAAGAAGAAAGAAGAAAAAGCGAGGGAGAAGGAACUGAAGAAACUCAAGGCCUUAGAAAAAGCUGAGGCAGCCAAACUUAAGGCGCAACAAGGAUCAAAUGCUCCCAAAAAGAGUGCAAAGAAGAGUGCCAAGCGAGAAACUGAUGAUGAGAAUCUGGAGGAUUUUGUGGAUCCCGAGACUCCUUCGGGCGAGAAGAAAAGACUUUCUAAUCAGAUGGCUAAACAAUAUAGUCCAGCUGCCGUGGAGAAGUCUUGGUAUGCUUGGUGGGAGAAAUCUAGUUUUUUUCAGGCUGAUGCAAGCAGCUCGAAACAAUCAUUUGUGAUUGUUCUCCCUCCACCAAAUGUGACUGGGGCCCUACACAUUGGCCAUGCACUAACUGGUGCCAUACAGGACACUAUUAUUCGUUGGAGAAGGAUGUCUGGUUAUAAUACAUUGUGGGUGCCUGGCAUGGAUCAUGCUGGGAUAGCUACGCAGGUGGUUGUAGAGAAAAAGCUAAUGCGUGAAAGACACUUAACUAGACAUGAUGUUGGUCGUGAAGAGUUUGUAAAUGAAGUUUGGAAGUGGAAGACCGAGUAUGGUGGUACCAUUCUGAGUCAGCUACGACGUUUGGGUGCCUCCCUUGAUUGGUCCCGUGAGUGCUUUACAAUGGAUGAGAAGAGAUCAAGGGCUGUGACAGAGGCUUUCAAUCGGCUUUAUAAGGAUGGUCUUAUUUAUAGGGAUUUACGGUUAGUCAAUUGGGACUGUGUCUUGCGAACUGCUAUCUCUGAUAUAGAGGUGGAUUAUGCAGACAUCAAAGAAAGGACCUUGUUUAAGGUACCCAGUAAUGAAAAACCUGUGGAGUUUGGUGUAUUAACCUCAUUUGCUUACCCUUUGGAGGGAGAUUUGGGUGAAAUUGUUGUUGCCACUACAAGGGUGGAAACAAUGCUUGGUGAUACAGCUGUAGCUAUUCAUCCAGAAGACAAAAGGUACAGUCAUCUACACGGGAAAUUUGCAAUUCAUCCUUUCAAUGGAAGAAAACUCCCAAUCAUCUGUGAUGCAAUUCUAGUUGAUCCAAGUUUUGGAACUGGUGCAGUAAAGAUAACUCCAGCUCAUGAUCCAAAUGAUUUUGAGGUGGGCAAGCGCCAUAAUCUUGAAUUCAUUAACAUUUUCACUGAUGAUGGGAAAAUAAAUAGCAAUGGUGGAGCAGAAUUUGCUGGAAUGCCACGGUUUAAGGCGCGUGAGGCAGUGAUUGAUGCACUGCAGAAGAAGAAAUUGUAUAGAGGAGCUCAAAACAAUGAGAUGCGCCUUGGCCUUUGUUCAAGAAGCAAUGAUGUUGUGGAGCCAAUGAUAAAGCCCCAGUGGUAUGUAAACUGCAGUAGCAUGGCAAAGCAGGCUCUUGAUGCAGCAAUGGAUGAUCAAAACAAGAAGCUUGAGUUCAUUCCAAAGCAGUAUACUGCAGAAUGGAAAAGGUGGCUUGACAACAUCCGUGAUUGGUGUAUUUCAAGGCAGCUUUGGUGGGGUCACCGUAUUCCUGCAUGGUAUGUUACAUUGGAAGAUGAUGAACAGAAGGAACUUGGUGCUUACAACGAUCACUGGAUAGUUGCCAAAGAUGAGGAACAGGCUCUGGCAGAAGCUAGGAAGAAAUAUUCCGGGAAGAAGUUUGAGAUGUGCCAAGAUCCUGAUGUACUUGACACCUGGUUUUCUUCUGGUCUUUUUCCGUUAUCUGUGUUGGGAUGGCCCGAUGAUACAGCUGAUUUAAAAGCAUUUUAUCCAACAUCAGUCCUUGAAACUGGGCAUGAUAUUCUCUUCUUCUGGGUUGCUCGGAUGGUUAUGUUGGGAAUUCAAUUGGGAGGGGAUGUACCAUUCAGUAAGGUUUACUUGCAUCCUAUGAUCCGAGACGCCCAUGGGCGUAAGAUGUCAAAGUCUCUGGGAAAUGUAAUCGACCCUCUUGAGGUGAUAAAUGGUAUAUCACUUGAAGGCCUCCAUAAAAGGCUCGAGGGGGGUAAUUUGGAUCCUAAUGAGCUGGCCACUGCCAAAGAGGGGCAGCAGAAAGAUUUUCCUAAUGGUAUUGCUGAAUGUGGUGCCGAUGCUCUCCGGUUUGCUCUUGUUUCCUACACAGCUCAGUCGGAUAAAAUUAACUUGGAUAUCCAAAGAGUUGUGGGCUACAGACAGUGGUGCAACAAAUUAUGGAAUGCUGUUCGUUUUGCCAUGAGCAAGCUUCCGAAUGACUAUACUGCUCCAUCGUCCAUAAAUCCCGAGGCAAUUCCUUUCAGCUGUCGCUGGAUACUCUCAGUGCUGAACAAGGCUAUAUCAAAGACUGUAUUGUCCCUAAAUGCGUAUGAAUUUUCUGAUGCUACCACCAGUGUGUAUUCUUGGUGGCAGUAUCAGUUCUGUGACAUUUUCAUCGAGGCUAUUAAGCUGUACUUUGCUGGAGAUAAUGCAGCCUUUUACUCUGAAAGGAAAUUUGCGCAAGACACUCUUUGGACUUGUUUGGAAAUCGGGCUGCGUUUGCUUCAUCCAUUCAUGCCAUUUGUUACCGAAGAACUGUGGCAGCGCCUUCCAGGACUAAAGAGCUACACAAAGAAGGAAUCUAUAAUGAUAUGUGAAUACCCAUCACCAGUAGAGAGCUGGACAAAUGAAAGGGUGGAAUAUGAAAUGGACCUUGUGGAAUCCACAGUUAGGUCUCUUAGGUCACUCCGAGCUGAGCUGCUUGCUAAGCAGAAGAACGAAAGGUUACCUGCUUUUGCAUUCUGUCAAAAUGAUGAUGUGGCAAAAAUCAUGAGAUCUUGCGAAUUAGAGAUCUUAACCCUUGCCACCUUAUCGUCUUUUAAGGUUCUACUGAGUGGUGUAAAUGAUGCUCCAGCUGGAUGCGUGGUCGAGAAUGUUAACGAAAACCUUAAAGUUUAUCUUAAGGUUCAAGGUGCCCUAAAUGCAGAAGCCGAGCGCGAAAAGAUCAAAACUAAAAUGGAUGAAAUACUGAAGCAGCAGGAGAAGUUGAAGAAGAUCAUCAAUGCAUCGGGAUAUCAAGAAAAAGUUCCAUCUCAUAUUCAAGAAGAGAACGCUGCGAAGCUGGCGAAGCUCCUCCAGGAAUUCGAGUUUUUCAAGAAGGAAAACGAACGUUUAGAAUCCGAAUCGCAGCAUCAACAGUAAGGGUAAUCUCCUAGAAUUUUCCCGAGUGAAUGAUAAUUUGGUUGAGAUUUGUUUUAGUGAUUGUUUCUUGUUACCGUCUAAACCGCACCAAUACAUUUGUGGAUCUUUGAUGUUUGAUCCUUGCAAUGCUUCUCAUGCAGGAAUU
Molecule: messenger RNA, 3457 nt
Organism: Hibiscus syriacus
Lineage: Eukaryota; Viridiplantae; Streptophyta; Magnoliopsida; Malvales; Malvaceae
Product: valine--tRNA ligase, mitochondrial 1-like
Exons: 21
Coding region: 22-3312 (1096 amino acids)
Biological process (GO): valyl-tRNA aminoacylation
Cellular component (GO): cytosol
Molecular function (GO): aminoacyl-tRNA deacylase activity; valine-tRNA ligase activity; ATP binding
Source: RefSeq, a predicted model, not a curated record